AUGUCAGAAGAGCAUAUUGGACAAGAGAGUCAUGGGCAAAAUACUGAGGUAUCUGAACUUCAUUCAAGUGCUAGAGGAGAUCAGAUCGAUAGUGAUGGUGAUAUUGAGGUUAAUUUACACGAUGAAACUGAGGACAGAGUAAAGCGUGGAAAGACAAAAUUGAAAGAUAUUUGGAACCUUCCAAAAGGUCAUAGAAUCGUGGUUAGAUGCAAUGAGUUCGAUCAACCAGUUGGAGCAGAGGCUGGAUUUCUAGGAAAAUUUCUUGGCAUGGUGGCUAGGAAUGGUUGCUUGUGUAGCUUGAGCUACAAGGAUUGGAGGCUUCUAAUAGGAAAGAAAGAAAAAAAAAACACUGAUGAACAAAAAAAUAAGAAGGAUAUACUUAAGCAAGUGAAGAUGAGAUUCCUGUACCCUUAUCGCAUGGAAAAAUGGAUACUUCGAACCAUUGGAGAGAGAUGGAGGGAGCACAAGUCUAAUCUGAGAUCAAUAUAUUUUGAUGAGCAUAAGAGCACAAAAGCUAACCAUAGUAAUGUUCCUAACGGUAUAAUUGCUGACCAGUGGAUUGCGCUUGUUGAUAAUUGGACGACUCAAAAAGCACUGGAUAUAAGUAAGAAAAACAGAGUAAACUGUACAAAGAAGAAGUCAACACAUACAACUGGAACAAAGAGUUUUGCUCGAAACAGAGAGGAGUCGAGAGAAAAAGAUCCUGAAAAGAAAUACCCUCACAGGGCUGUUUUGUAUAUCCAUACACACCAGACUAGAAGUGAGAAGAACACAAAUGCACAUGUGGGGGAUUUGAAGGAACUUAUAGUGCAGCAGCCAGGUUUAGCGGAGACCAGUCAAGGAAAGGUUGCAUGGAAAGGAGAUGCACUUAGUAAAAUAUUAGGAGAAGAAAAGCCUGGCCAUGUGCAUGGCUUGGGACUUGUUCCAAAUCCUAAUCAAGUGUUUGACGUAUCCACUUCAAAGCGCCUUAAGAAUGUAAAUUUGACUUCACUAGAUGCAACAUCAAGUGAAGAUGUAGUAUCUUUGAGACUUCAACUAGAGAAGCAUGGCCAGCAUGUCCGGAAUCAAGAUUCCACUAUACUACAGCUGCAACAGAAGACAAGAACCUUGGAACAUAAACAAAUCCAACAGGGAUGUUUAGAUGAUCCUGUCUAUGCACCUAAAGAUGGCUAUUGUGCUUAUGUGCCAAAUACGAAACGAAAACGAGUAUAUAGUGACCCUCAAAAUCAAGAUUCCAGCAUGGAUGAACAACUGAAUGAUACAAUGAAUGGGCAAGCUGACAAUGUGGAGGAUGAUGAUCUGCAGCCACAUUACAAAUACCUUAGUCUUGUAGAGAAGAGGCAAAAUGUUAUGAAGCAGAGAAAAAUAGAUAUUGUUAGCUCAAAGAAACAGGUUGUCGCAAAGGAAACAUCUGCUACUCCCUCAAAUUUUGAAGCAUCUGACUACCAAAACAAGAUCUCAACAACGCCUAGUGCAACAGUACCUGCUAGUGUAUAA
Messenger RNA from Miscanthus lutarioriparius, 1497 nucleotides. The record is from the annotation of a GenBank genome assembly. Lineage: Eukaryota; Viridiplantae; Streptophyta; Magnoliopsida; Poales; Poaceae.